Messenger RNA from Caenorhabditis angaria, 263 nucleotides. The record is from the annotation of a GenBank genome assembly. Lineage: Eukaryota; Metazoa; Nematoda; Chromadorea; Rhabditida; Rhabditidae.
AUGGACUACCCGCCGCCACCUCAAGGAGAAUAUCAAGGACAACCUGUGUUCACUGAACAACCUGGAAUGGGGCCUGGGUAAGUUAAGAAUGUUUUUUAAAUAGUUGUUAAAUUUGAUUUUCGAAUGAAUUCAGAUAUCCUGGACCUCCACCUUCUGACAAAGAUGGAGUUUGCUGCGAAAUGUGCAAAUGCUGUGAAUGUUGCUGUGCUUGUUGCGUUUGCUGGUCGUGGUUGACUUGUUGUUGUUGUGAAGAAGCUUUGUAA